AUGACUGGCAGAGGUAAAGGAGGAAAGGGUCUGGGGAAAGGAGGUGCCAAGCGGCACCGUAAAGUCCUCCGAGAUAAUAUUCAGGGGAUCACGAAGCCGGCUAUCCGCCGCCUGGCUCGGAGAGGUGGCGUUAAACGCAUCUCUGGCCUCAUUUACGAGGAAAUGCGAGGUGUACUGAAAGUUUUCUUGGAGAACGUCAUCAGGGAUUCGGUCACCUACACAGAACAUGCCAAGCGCAGGACUAUCACGGCCCUGGAUGUGGUCUACGCGCUGAAACGUCAGGGGCGAACCCUUUAUGGUUUCGGCGGUUGA
Molecule: messenger RNA, 312 nt
Organism: Mobula hypostoma (lesser devil ray)
Lineage: Eukaryota; Metazoa; Chordata; Chondrichthyes; Myliobatiformes; Myliobatidae
Product: histone H4-like
Exons: 1
Coding region: 1-312 (103 amino acids)
Biological process (GO): nucleosome assembly
Cellular component (GO): nucleosome
Molecular function (GO): DNA binding; protein heterodimerization activity; structural constituent of chromatin
Source: RefSeq, a predicted model, not a curated record